AUGAGUCUCCUCUCCUGGAACUGUCGCGGGCUUGGCAAUCCAACGACAGUUCGAGUUCUGACGGACAUAGUCCGCACUAAGAAGCCAAGUUUAAUUUUUCUUGUGGAAACGUUGGCCAAUCAAAAUAAGCUAGAAAUAAUAAAAAAUGCUUUGGGCUUUUAUGGUUUGUUCACAGUGAAUAGGUCAGGCAGAAGUGGUGGCCUAGCAGUCUUAUGGAAAAAAGGAAUUAAAGUGGAGGUCAAAAGUUACUCCUCACAGUACAUUGAUGCAGAAGUGUGUCUUGAAGAAGGAACCCAAACCUGGCGCUUCACUGGGUUCUAUGGUUUCCCUGAAAGACACAAAAGAAGAGAAUCUUGGCAAUUGCUAAAACAUCUAUCUACUCUUAGUCAAUUACCAUGGGCUCUUAUGGGAGAUUUCAACGAUCUUCUAUCGCAGGAAGAAAAGAUUGGGCGACAUACACACCUGCAAUGGUUGAUUCAAGGAUUUAAAGAAGCAAUUGAACACAGUGGGUUAAGAGAUUUUCCUUUUGAGGGGCAUCAAUUUACCUGGGAGAAGUCAAGAGGCACGGAGAACUGGAUUCAAGAAAAACUUGAUCGUGUCUUGGUCUCGAAUUCCUGGUGGUCGUUGUUCGGUGAAGCCAAAGCAAAAUCCAUUCCAGCAACAUCCAGUGACCACAUACCUCUAAUGCUAUGGCCGAUUCCAACUAUGUCAGUAAGCCGUCGCCGAAGGUUCAAGUUUGAAAAUUUAUGGAUUAAAGAGACUCACUGCAGGAAUAUUAUUGAGAACAGCUGGGCGAGGACGAGAGGUUUAAACAUCACAGAGCGAAUGGAGUGCUGCGGACAGGAAUUGUGGAGAUGGGGGAAAAAUCUGAAAAAUUUGAAACCAAAAAUUGACUUUUGCCUAAAGAGAAUGGAAUGUUUAAAGCACAGGAGUGAUCAACGCCUAAAGAGAAUGGAAUGUUUAAAGCACAGGAGUGAUCAACUGGGCUUAGAAGAGUUUAAUGACGCGCAAAGGAGCUAUUUAAGGUUACUAGAGCAACAAGAUUUGUAUUGGAAGCAAAGGGCCAAGGUGUUUUGGUUGAAAGAUGGAGACUCAAAUACGAAAUUUUUUCAUAACUCGGUGAAUAAAAGGAAACAGCUGAAUUCUAUCACCAAGUUGAAAGGUCCUGAUGGGAGAUGGAUAAAGAGUGGAGAAGAGCUACAACAGUUAAUAUCAAACUAUUUUGAAGUCCUCUUUAAAUCCAGCCCAGGUAAUCUCAAUCCUAUAUCUGAUUGUAUCGUACCGCUGCUAACUGAUGCUCAAAAUGAGGCUCUUAUUCGCAACUUCUCCUGCGAAGAGAUUAAAUCAGCUAUUGCUAGCAUGCAUCCUGAUAAAUCACCUGGACCAGAUGGGUUGAAUCCUGGAUUUUUUCAAAACUUCUGGGACAUUGUGGGAAAUGAUAUAGUCUAUCUCUGCAAUGAGUUUUUAGCCACAGGGAUUAUGCCUACGGAUUUAAAUAACACCUUGAUUACCUUAAUCCCUAAAAAAACAAAACCAGAGAGUAUGGGGGAUCUAAGGCCUAUUGCACUUUGCAAUGUAGCAUACAAAAUACUUGCCAAGGCGUUAGCUAAUAGAUUAAAACCUCUCCUGUCAACAAUUAUUUCUGCGAACCAGUGUGCUUUCGUUCCUGGGAGGGCUAUAACAGAUAAUGUCAUGAUGGCUUUUGAAGUCCAGCAUUUCAUUAAAAGGAAAAACCAGGGGAAGACGGGAUAUGCAGCUCUAAAACUAGACAUGAGUAAGGCAUAUGAUAGGGUAGAAUGGGGUUUGUUGAGGAUUAUUAUGCUUAGAAUGGGAUUUAGUGAACAUUGGGUGAAGCUUAUCUUAGCAUGUGUUUCUACUGUAAAAUACUCAAUUUUGAAUGAGGGAACGAAAAUUGGGCCAGUGAUUCCCGAGAGAGGAUUAAGACAAGGGGACCCUUUAUCGCCUUACCUUUUUAUCCUUGUAGCUGAGGGAUUGAGUAUUCUCCUUAAAGAUCAAGAAAACAAAGGAAAGCUAAUGGGAUUAACUAUUUCUAGAGGAGGGCCUAGAAUUUCUCACUUAAUGUUUGCCGAUGACUGCUUGAUGUUCUUCAAGGCUGAUAUUGCAGAAAGCCAAUACUUGAAAGGAGUUCUUGAAACUUAUGCGACAGCUUCAGGGCAAUUAAUAAAUUUUGACAAAUCAGCUAUCAACUUCAGCAAGAACGUUCCCAAUGAUAUGAAGGACAGGGUAAAAAGCAUUUUUGCGGUGACCAGAGAUGGUAAUGAAGGAAAUUAUUUGGGAUUACCAGCAAUUAUUGGAAGAAACAAAAGCGAGAUUCUAAGAUACCUAAAGAAUAAGAUUGUGGCGAGAAUCAGAAGCUGGAACCAUAAAUUUCUUUCAAAAGCUGGACGAGAGGUCCUAUUAAAAACUGUGAUUCAAGCAAUCCCAUCUUAUGCUAUGAGUGUUUUCCUAUUACCCAAAGAACUUGUGAAGGAGAUGGAAAGGGCGAUGAAUACUUACUGGUGGAAAGGGGGCUGUGAUGACCGAAAAGGUAUUAACUGGAGAGCCUGGAAUGGACUGUGUAAGCCAAAGAAAUGGGGUGGAAUGGGGUUCCGUAACCUGAGAAAUUUUAAUAUGGCCAUGUUAUGCAAACAGUCAUGGCGCAUCCUGCAGAACCCAGAUUCCUUGAUUGCAAGGUUCUACAAAGCUAGAUAUUUUCCAAACUCAUCAUUCCUUGAAGCCAGAAAAUGCAGCAAUCCCUCUUUCAUUUGGUCCAGCCUGCUUGAGACCCAAGAGGUCAUAAGACGACAUUCUAGAUGGAGGGUGGGAAAUGGAGAAAAAAUCAGAAUUUGGUAUGACGACUGGUUGCCGGACCAUAAUAAUAUGAAAGUUACAUCCUUCCCUUACCCCUAUCUUGAGCAUGCAAAGGUGGCAUCCCUUUUUAUAGGACAAGGUGAAGGUUGGGAUAGCGAAACAAUCACAAACAUAUUCAAUGACAGAGAUUCUAAAUUAAUCUUGAGCAUCCCUACGGCAAAGGCGAAUAAUGAAGAUAAACUGAUUUGGCCGAAGGAGGAGAAUGGUGUCUUUACCGUGAAGAGCUGUUACAGGGCAUUAGCUGGAGAGCUUGAUAGCAACACAAGGGAAUUAUGGACAUCAAUGUGGAAUUUAUGGUUGCCAACAAAAAUUAAAAACUUUUUCUGGCAAGCAUGCACAAAGUGUCUCCCCACAGCAGAUCGCUUGAUUGCUAAGAAAAUUGAUUGCUCAAGUGUGUGCCAAGUGUGCUCAAAAAGUGAUGAAUCUAUUCUCCAUAUUCUAGUGGAAUGUGAAAAUGCUAAGGAAUGCUGGAAUAGACUCGGAAGCUCCUACAUAUCAGCAGGCUGCCUUUCCUUUGAGGAGUGGAUUCAAAGAGUAUUUACAGUCUUAAAUAAAGAAAAGCAACGCAUCCUCCUUGUAGUCUGCUGGAAAUUGUGGUAUGCCAGGAACCAGAAGGUGUGGAACAAUAUUAUUAUUCCUCCAGCAACUAUUAUCCAAACUGCUAUGAGCUACAUAACAGACUGGCAGAGAGCACAAGAACCAUCACAGGGAUUCAGAAUUCAAGAACAAAGAUUGGAGAAAUGGAAGAAACCCCAACAUGGGUGGAUAAAGUUGAAUGUGGAUGCCACUGUAAAAGAAGCUGAAGGAAAAAUGGGUUUUGGUUUUAUUCUCAGAGAUGCAAAUGGAGAUUUCUUAGAAGCAAGGAUAAUGCCGUGGAAAGGAAUUUUCAAGCCAAAGGAAGCUGAAGCCAUGGCAGUAAGAGAGGCUUUGAGUUGGUUAAAGAGUAGAAGAUAUGAUUUUAUUGAAGUAGAAUCUGACUGCCAACAACUAGUGCAAGCUAUCAAUAUGAACAAAGGAACAUCCUCUUUUAAUCUUCUUGUUCAUGACAUUAAGGAGAUGAUGAUGAGUUUUGAUCAUAUAUCCUUANCGGACCAUAAUAAUAUGAAAGUUACAUCCUUCCCUUACCCCUAUCUUGAGCAUGCAAAGGUGGCAUCCCUUUUUAUAGGACAAGGUGAAGGUUGGGAUAGCGAAACAAUCACAAACAUAUUCAAUGACAGAGAUUCUAAAUUAAUCUUGAGCAUCCCUACGGCAAAGGCGAAUAAUGAAGAUAAACUGAUUUGGCCGAAGGAGGAGAAUGGUGUCUUUACCGUGAAGAGCUGUUACAGGGCAUUAGCUGGAGAGCUUGAUAGCAACACAAGGGAAUUAUGGACAUCAAUGUGGAAUUUAUGGUUGCCAACAAAAAUUAAAAACUUUUUCUGGCAAGCAUGCACAAAGUGUCUCCCCACAGCAGAUCGCUUGAUUGCUAAGAAAAUUGAUUGCUCAAGUGUGUGCCAAGUGUGCUCAAAAAGUGAUGAAUCUAUUCUCCAUAUUCUAGUGGAAUGUGAAAAUGCUAAGGAAUGCUGGAAUAGACUCGGAAGCUCCUACAUAUCAGCAGGCUGCCUUUCCUUUGAGGAGUGGAUUCAAAGAGUAUUUACAGUCUUAAAUAAAGAAAAGCAACGCAUCCUCCUUGUAGUCUGCUGGAAAUUGUGGUAUGCCAGGAACCAGAAGGUGUGGAACAAUAUUAUUAUUCCUCCAGCAACUAUUAUCCAAACUGCUAUGAGCUACAUAACAGACUGGCAGAGAGCACAAGAACCAUCACAGGGAUUCAGAAUUCAAGAACAAAGAUUGGAGAAAUGGAAGAAACCCCAACAUGGGUGGAUAAAGUUGAAUGUGGAUGCCACUGUAAAAGAAGCUGAAGGAAAAAUGGGUUUUGGUUUUAUUCUCAGAGAUGCAAAUGGAGAUUUCUUAGAAGCAAGGAUAAUGCCGUGGAAAGGAAUUUUCAAGCCAAAGGAAGCUGAAGCCAUGGCAGUAAGAGAGGCUUUGAGUUGGUUAAAGAGUAGAAGAUAUGAUUUUAUUGAAGUAGAAUCUGACUGCCAACAACUAGUGCAAGCUAUCAAUAUGAACAAAGGAACAUCCUCUUUUAAUCUUCUUGUUCAUGACAUUAAGGAGAUGAUGAUGAGUUUUGAUCAUAUAUUUCAUGACAUUAAGGAGAUGAUGAUGAGUUUUGAUCAUAUAUCCUUAAAAUUUGUUAGACGAUCUGCGAACCAGACUGCCCACUCACUUGAAUUUGUUAGACGAUCUGCGAACCAGACUGCCCACUCACUUGCCCGGGAGUCUGUUUCUUUGACUGAUUGUAAGGAGUGGUGUUUGUACCCUCCUGUUUCUUUGACUGAUUGUAAGGAGUGGUGUUUGUACCCUCUAGACUUUAUUUGUAACGUUCUCUAUUCGGAUUUGAAUUAA
This is a messenger RNA of Ipomoea triloba (trilobed morning glory), 5310 nucleotides long. RefSeq lists its product as uncharacterized. The transcript has a single exon. The record is from RefSeq and is a predicted model, not a curated record. NCBI's taxonomy places the organism in Eukaryota, Viridiplantae, Streptophyta, Magnoliopsida, Solanales, Convolvulaceae. Bases 1 to 5310 code for a protein of 1769 amino acids. Gene Ontology annotation, molecular function: nucleic acid binding; RNA-DNA hybrid ribonuclease activity.